AUGGAUUCAAACACACAAUAUCAACCACUCAUUGCUCCUCAACAACAACAAUAUCAACAAUACCAAGUCCCUCCACAACCAGUUUAUACUCAACAACAGCAACAACAACCUCUUACAACGGAAGAUGAGUCAACGAUGUCUCUUUUGAUGUUUGCUUUUGGCUUCUUGUGUUGUUGUUUGUGGUGUGUCGGCUAUUGCAAAUACAAGUCAUCUACUAAUAGCAACGCUCGUCUCUUUGCUAUUCUUUCGUUGGUCUUCUUUAUCAUUUCAACAGUAGCCGUUUCGUUAUCGAUGGUCAUUCUUGUCAUUUAUUUGAUCAUCUUCUUUGCUAUUAUGGCUACUGCCACUACUAAUUACUAA
Messenger RNA from Entamoeba invadens IP1, 360 nucleotides. RefSeq lists its product as hypothetical. The transcript has a single exon. The coding region runs from base 1 to 360 and encodes 119 amino acids. The record is from RefSeq and is a predicted model, not a curated record. NCBI's taxonomy places the organism in Eukaryota, Evosea, Mastigamoebida, Endamoebidae.